UUGAGCGCAUUGUAUUUGAGAGGCGCCAGGUGUCAUUCGUUUAUCCAAGCGGCUUUAAGAGUGACUCGUAACUCCAUUCGUUUUCCUAACCUAAAAGAGAAGGAUUCGAGCGACGUCGCUCAUAUUAUUGGGAUUAUUAAAUAGAAUAAGCUGAGAAAUGCCUGAGAGUACGAAAGUGGAGAUUCCUAAGCCAAUUGUCGAAAAGAAAAGUGAAAAGGAUGACGACAAAUCGGAAAUGUCGGAGGAAGAUAAGCUUCUGCAGGAAGAGUUGAAUCAAUAUGUAGAGCAUUUACAGGAUUCCAAUAGCAAAUUGUAUCUCAACGCAUUGGACUCGUUGCGCACGCAAAUUCGAACGUCUACAACGUCAAUGACUAGUGUACCCAAGCCACUGAAGUUCAUGCGUCCCCAUUAUGAUACAAUGAAGGCCAUUUACGAUAAGCUCAAAGAUAAAAAAUGUAGGGAACUGUGUUCGGAUGUGAUUUCUGUUUUAGCGAUGACGAUGGGCGAAGGUAGAGAAUGCCUAAAGUAUAGAAUAUUAGGUUCGGCGCUCAAUAUCGGCGAAUGGGGUCACGAGUACGUGAGACAUUUGUCGGGUGAAUUGGUGGAAGAAUGGGAGGAACUGGCGAUCGAAGGCUCCGAAGAGAUGACCAAAAAAUUAAUCGGUCUUGUUCACGAAAUUGUACCUUAUAACAUGGCUCACAACGCCGAAACAGAGGCCUGCGAUUUACUUAUGGAAAUCGAUCGACUCGACUUUCUUGAACAAUACGUCGACGAAAGUGCGUAUCAGCGAGUUUGUUUAUACCUUACAAAUUGCGUCCCUUACGUCGCCGAUCCAGAAAACAGCACGCUUCUGCACGCGGCAUUAAAAUUAUAUAAGAAAUUUUCACAGUACCCGCAAGCCCUUAGGCUCGCCAUGCAGCUCAACGAUCUACCCCUCAUCGAGAAUAUAUUCACCAACUGUCCAGAUCUAUCAAUUCAGAAGCAACUAGCCUUCAUGCUCGGCCGCCAGCAAAUCUUCCUCGAGCUGCCCAUAUCCAUCGACUGGUACGACGAUCUCGUGGAAAUAAUGACAAACUCCCAUUUGAACAAUCAUUUCUUGAAUCUCGCUCGUGAUCUUGACAUAAUGGAGGCUAAGACUCCCGAGGACGUGUACAAAUCGCAUCUGGAGAACUCGAGACCGCCGUUCGGGGGCGGCCAGGUGGACUCGGCGCGGCAAAACCUCGCCGCCAGCUUCGUAAACGGAUUCGUCAACGCGGGCUUCGGCCACGACAAGCUCCUCAUCGAGGAUGGCAACAAGUGGCUUUACAAGAACAAGGAGCACGGCAUGUUUAGCGCCACAGCCUCCCUCGGCCUCAUACUUCUCUGGGACGUCGACGGGGGUCUGACGCCCAUCGACAAGUAUCUCUACUCCUCCGAGGACUACAUAAAGUCCGGAGCACUGUUGGCCUGUGGAAUCGUCAACUGCGGAGUGAGAAACGAGUGCGAGCCCGCGCUGGCUCUACUCUCCGAUUACGUGCUGCACAACAGCAACACGAUGAGAAUCGGCGCCAUUGUGGGACUCGGUUUGUCCUACGCCGGAUCGAACAAAGAGGCCGUACUCAGUCUUUUAAUACCAGUUCUCAGCGAUCAAAAGUCCAACUGGGAGGUUAUCGGAGUCACCGGACUCGCCCUGGGUAUGGUGGCCGUUGGCUCCUGCAACGCCACCGUCACCACCGCCAUUAUGCACACGCUAAUGGAAAAGACCGAAACAGAACUCAAGGACACGUACGCCCGCUUCCUGCCCCUUGGAUUGGGACUCUGCUUCUUGGGCAAACAGGAGGCCGCCGAGGCUAUAAUCGCAGCCCUCGAGGUGAUCCCCGAGCCCUUCAAGUCCAUGUCGACGACCCUCGUGGAGAUGUGCGCUUACGCGGGCACGGGCAACGUCCUCAAGAUCCAGCACCUCCUGCACAUCUGCUCGGAGCACUAUGAGCCGGUUAACGAAAAAGAGGAAAAGUCGAGCAGCAAGGAUAAGGAGAAGAAGGAGGAGAAGAAGGAGGAGAAGGAGAAGGAUUUAAGCUCGAGGCAGGCCGUCGCCGUCCUCGGUAUCGCCCUCAUAUCAAUGGGCGAGGAGAUCGGCGCGGAGAUGGCCUAUCGCACUUUCGGCCACCUUCUGCGCUACUGCGAGCCCGUGAUAAGGCGUUCGGUACCCCUCGCCCUCGGCCUCAUAUCCGUCUCCAAUCCCAAGCUCAACAUCCUCGACACUCUAUCCAAGUUCUCCCACGACAGCGACCUCGAGGUCGCGCACAACGCGAUAUUCGCGAUGGGCCUCGUCGGCGCCGGCACCAACAACUCCAAGCUCGCGGCGAUGCUCAGGCAGCUGGCCCAGUACCACGCCAAGGAUCCCAACAAUCUCUUCAUGGUGAGAAUAGCCCAGGGUCUCAUUCACCUCGGCAAGGGUACCAUGACUCUCUCGCCCUACCACAGCGAUCGCCAACUGCUGAGUCCGGUCGCCCUCGCUGGACUCCUAGCCACCCUCAUUGGGUUCCUCGACGUAAAGAACAUAAUCCUGGGGAGGUCGCACUACCUGCUCUACACUCUGGCGGCGGCGAUGCAGCCCCGGAUGCUAGUGACGUUCGACGAAGAGCUCGCGCCGCUGGCGGUGCCGGUACGCGUCGGCAUGGCCGUGGACGUCGUCGGCCAGGCUGGCAACCCCAAGACCAUCACCGGCUUCCAGACUCACACGACGCCCGUGCUGCUGGCGCACGGGGAACGCGCGGAGCUCGCGACCGAGGAGUACGUGCCCCUCACGCCCAUCAUGGAGGGCUUCGUUAUCUUGCGCAAGAACAAGGAGUCGACAUAAGCGAGCCCGGCCCCGACCCCUUGUCUAUAUAUCCUAUGACUGUACCAUUAAGAUUUAUAAUUAAAAGAGUUUUAUUAAUAA
This is a messenger RNA of Ceratosolen solmsi marchali, 2920 nucleotides long. RefSeq names its product regulatory particle non-ATPase 1 (gene Rpn1). Gene Ontology annotation, cellular component: proteasome complex; nucleus; proteasome storage granule. Bases 158 to 2839 code for a protein of 893 amino acids. The record is from RefSeq and is a predicted model, not a curated record. The transcript is spliced from 6 exons. Gene Ontology annotation, biological process: proteasome-mediated ubiquitin-dependent protein catabolic process; regulation of protein catabolic process. Gene Ontology annotation, molecular function: enzyme regulator activity. Lineage: Eukaryota; Metazoa; Arthropoda; Insecta; Hymenoptera; Agaonidae.